Molecule: messenger RNA, 3699 nt
Organism: Ailuropoda melanoleuca (giant panda)
Lineage: Eukaryota; Metazoa; Chordata; Mammalia; Carnivora; Ursidae
Gene: WDR72
Product: WD repeat domain 72
Exons: 20
Coding region: 273-3581 (1102 amino acids)
Biological process (GO): protein localization to plasma membrane
Cellular component (GO): cytoplasm
Molecular function (GO): protein binding
Source: RefSeq, a predicted model, not a curated record
CUGACACCUGCGGCUUCGCCACCGGCGGCUCGGGUAGGUCGGGCGUUCCCAGGGCUCGGCUCAGGCUCCCCCGUGCUAGGCGGUGGGUCUCUGCUGCGGGCUUGUGCUACAGCUAGGCUUUCCGCCCUAAGAAUUCGCGCGACCUAGGCUUGGAUCCUGAAGGGCUGGGAAGAAAGGUGGGCGCGCGUAGCAGUUGCUAAAACCUCCUUUUGCUCCAAGUUCUUGCACGUGGAAAAUUCUCUGUUCAAACUUUUGUCCAGAAUCCUCUCAGCAUGAGGUCCUCUCUACAGGCAGUAGCGCUCUGGGGGAAGAAGGCCCCUUCGCACAGCAUCACUGCCAUAAUGAUCACUGAUGACCAGCAAACCAUUGUGACUGGAAGUCAAGAAGGUCAGCUCUGUCUCUGGAAUCUCUCACCUGAACUAAAGAUUUCAGCUAAAGAACUUUUAUUUGGUCAUUCGGCUUCAGUAACGUGUUUGGCAAGAGCGAGGGAUUUCUCGAAACAGCCCUAUGUCGUUAGUGCUGCUGAAAAUGGGGAGAUGUGUGUUUGGAAUGUCACCAAUGGACAGUGCGUGGAGAUGGCCACACUUCCUUACAGGCACACUGCAAUCUGUUAUUACCACUGCUCAUUCCGGAUGACUGGGGAAGGCUGGCUUUUGUGUUGUGGAGAAUAUCAAGAUGUUCUUAUCAUUGAUGCCAAAAGCUUGGAUGUUAUUCACACUUUUAUAUCAUCUCAGUCUCCUGAUUGGAUCAACUGCAUGUGCAUUGUUCACUCCAUGAGAAUUCAAGAAGAUUCUCUCUUGGUGGUAUCAGUAGCGGGUGAGCUCAAAGUAUGGGAUCUCUCUUCAUCUAUCAACAGCAUUCAGGAAAAGCAAGAUGUCUAUGAAAAGGAAUCCAAAUUUCUUGACUCCUUGAACUGCCGGACAAUACGAUUUUGCACAUAUACGGAAAGACUUUUACUGGUGGUAUUUUCUAAAUGUUGGAAGGUUUAUGAUUAUUGUGAUUUUUCCCUUCUGUGGACUGAAGUUAGUGGAAGCGGGCAGUGUUUUGCUGGGGGAGAGGUGCUUGCUGCUCACAGAAUCAUCAUCUGGACAGAAGACGGUCACAGUUACAUCUAUCAGCUGCUGAACAGCGGGCUUUCCAAAAGCAUAUACCCUGCUGAUGGAAGAGUGCUCAAAGAGACCAUUUAUCCUCAUUUACUGUGCUCUACUUCUGUGCAGGAAAAUAAGAACCAGAGCCUUUCCUUUGUUAUGGGCUACAUGAAUGAACGGAAGGAGCCUUUUUAUAAGGUACUUUUCUCUGGAGAAGUCUCAGGAAGAAUUACUUUGUGGCACAUCCCUGAUGUUCCUGUAUCCAAGUUUGAUGGUUCUCCUAGAGAAAUACCAAUAACCGCCACCUGGACUCUUCAAGAUAAUUUUGAUAAGCAUCAUACCAUGUCACAAAGUAUUAUUGACCAUGUCUCUGGGACUGGAACAGUGGGAGUCACUUCAUCAGAGCAUGUUCCAAGUCUUGAUAAACUAAUAUGUGGCUGUGAAGAUGGGACAAUUUUCAUUACACAGGCUUUGAAUGCUGCCAAAGCAGGACUUCUAGAAGGAGGUUCUUUAUUAAAAGAUUCCCUUCCUUACAAAGUUCUCAAAGGCCAUCACCAAGGUGUUACUUCAUUACUUUACCCACAUGGUCUCUCUUCAAAAUUAGACCAAAGUUGGCUUGUGUCUGGGGACCAGGACUCAUGUGUCAUCUUGUGGAAUAUCUUUACUGAAGAAAUUUUGCAUAAAUUCUUUUUGGAGGCUGGUCCAGUAACAAGUCUUUUGAUGUCACCAGAGAACUUCAGACUAAGAAGUGACCAGGUCAUCUGCUGUGUGUGCAGUGACCAUUCCGUGGCUCUCCUUCACCUUGAGGGGAAGAGGUACCUCUUGCAUGCCCGCAAGCACCUUUUCCCUGUGAGGAUGAUAAAAUGGCACCCGGUUGAGAAUUUUUUAAUCGUUGGAUGUGCAGAUGACUCCGCUUACAUCUGGGAAAUUGAAACAGGCACUUUGGAAAGACAUGAAACAGGAGAAAGAGCAAGAAUUAUUCUCAAUUGUUGUGAUGAUUCACAGCUUCUAAAGCCCGAGUCUGUACUUGUAGUGGCCUCAGAGACACAUAAGCACAAAAGCGUAGAGCAGAGAUCUUCCAGCGCCUAUUCGUUUGGGCCCAUCCCUUGCCCCGGUCUGCAGGUGGAGUCUUCGUGUAAGGUUGCUGAUGCCAAGUCUUUCUCAGGACCUUUUAAGGUCUUGCCUGUGAAGACAAAAUGGAGUAAUAUUGGCUUUCAUAUCCUUCUAUUUGAUCUGGAAAAUCUUGUUGAACUUUUGCUGCCAACUCCAAUCUGUGAUGUUGACCCUUCUAAUUCAUUCUACGGUAGUGAGAUCCUGAGAAGAGCCAAAAGCACAGUGGAGAAGAAAACACUGACACUGAAAAGAAAUAAAACUGCCUGUGGUUCUCUCUCAGCAGAGGCGCAAGCCAAGCCUAUUGGUGAAAACCCAGCCCAAGGAGAUAAUACUGUCAAGUUCUUAGAGGAAAGUGAUGGCAUUAAAAGGCAGAAGAAAACAAAGAACUCCAAAAAGAUGCACCCUAAGCCAUCAAGAAAAGUAGAUGCCAACAUCACAGUAGAUGCAGCUAAAUUGUUCCUAUCUUGCUUUUUGCCAUGGGGAGUGGAUAAAGAAUUAGAUAAUCUCUGCAUUAAGCAUCUCAAUAUUUUAAAGCUUCAGGGUUCUGUUUCUUUAGGACUUGCCUCAAAUGAAGAUCGCUUCUCAUUGAUGCUGCCGGGCUGGGAUGUGUGCAAUGAUGAAAUGAAAACAGACUAUUCAAAAGUUAAUUUAUUUUCCAAAAAAGUUUUGGACUUGUCAAAUAAAUACACGUCCACUCUUCCAAAUCAGGUUGGGUUGCCAAGAGGACUGGAGAAUAAUUGUGAUUCCUUGCAAGAGUCAAACACUCUAGUUUAUUUAUUGAGCAGACUAUUUGUAGUUAAUAAGUUAGUUAACAUGCCUUUAGAGUUGGCAUGCGGAACUGACAGGUCUUUCAAAAUGGAAUCUGUGCACAACAAGGCAAAAAGUCCUGGGAAUGAGAUUUUGACUUUUUCAAGCUUCUAUGGUUACUUACGAAAUGGUAAGAAUGAAUCCCAUAUACCUGAAGCUGACAUUUCACUUUUGAAGCUCAUUUCCUGUUGGAGAGACCAGUCUGUGCAGGUAACUGAAGCAAUACAAGCUGUUCUCUUGGCGGAAGUUCAACAGCACAUGAAGACGUUGAGUAAGACACCAGUCAACAGUCAACCAGUGCCCAUGACAGAGGAUGUUCACUGUGAGAUGAGGCAGAUUCUGCAGAAUACAGAAUGGACCUGUGGGGAGGAGGUAGAGUUACAGUGUACUACAGACACCGGGCCUCUGCAAACUCCAGUCAGUCCGGUCAAGCAUGACAGCAACUCAAACUCGGCAAACUUCCAAGACACUGAGGACAUGCCUGACAGAUGCGUCUUGGAAGAGUCUGAGAGUCCAGGUAAGCCAAGGCAUCAUUCAUGGAUAGCGAAGGUGUGUUCCUGCAAGCUGUGCUAAAUGGAAUCUUAUCUAUAGGAAUUGGAUUUGGACAAAUGAUGAAACCUAAACAUCCCAUUUGUUUAUUGUUGUAUAAAAACUAGGCUGUUAUCGGUCAAGUUAUUAGGUUGUAAGUAGA